Messenger RNA from Psammomys obesus (fat sand rat), 3640 nucleotides. RefSeq names its product glycerol-3-phosphate dehydrogenase 2 (gene Gpd2). The coding region runs from base 342 to 2525 and encodes 727 amino acids. Gene Ontology annotation, molecular function: glycerol-3-phosphate dehydrogenase (quinone) activity; calcium ion binding. NCBI's taxonomy places the organism in Eukaryota, Metazoa, Chordata, Mammalia, Rodentia, Muridae. The transcript has 17 exons. Gene Ontology annotation, cellular component: glycerol-3-phosphate dehydrogenase (FAD) complex; mitochondrion. The record is from RefSeq and is a predicted model, not a curated record. Gene Ontology annotation, biological process: glycerol-3-phosphate metabolic process.
GCAGGGUCGAGUUGGGAGGGGGUGCAAGUAGGAAGCCGCUGGUACCGCAGCCAGGGCUCCCGCCUCCCCCCACCUGUACGAGGCUGGGCCUGCUGGGCCAGUGCUCAGCAUCCCACCCCUCUGCUGAUUGGGGUUACUCUUCUCCGCGGGUCCCCGGGGUCAAGAGGCCUGGAGCGCCCGCGGAACGCACUGGAGUAGCCGGGCCGUGAGCUGCAGGCCGGGUCCCCAGGGGCCCCCGACUCCUAGACGCCUUUCUAGGCCCCGGGCAGCCCGGCGACUAGGAGGUUGCGGAGGAGAGGACACCGGAUCCGGGGGCGCGCGACGCGUGAUUAGGCUAAGCAAUGGCAUUUCAAAAGGCAGUGAAAGGGACUGUUCUUGUGGGCGGAGGAGCUCUGGCCACUGUUUUGGGACUCUCUCAGUUUGCUCAUUACAGAAGGAAGCAAGUGAGCCUGGCAUAUGUGGAGGCAGCAGAAUGCAUCACGGAGCCUGUGAACAGGGAGCCUCCUUCCAGAGAGGCUCAGCUCAUGACUCUGAAGAACACCUCGGAGUUUGACAUCCUUGUUAUCGGAGGUGGCGCCACCGGAAGUGGCUGUGCACUGGACGCUGUCACCAGAGGACUGAAAACAGCCCUUGUAGAGAGAGAUGACUUCUCAUCGGGGACCAGCAGCAGAAGCACUAAAUUGAUCCAUGGUGGUGUGCGAUAUCUCCAGAAGGCUGUCAUGAACUUGGAUGUUGAGCAGUAUAGGAUGGUGAAAGAAGCCCUCCACGAACGUGCCAACUUACUAGAAAUCGCUCCCCAUUUAUCAGCUCCGUUGCCUAUAAUGCUUCCGAUUUACAAGUGGUGGCAGUUACCUUAUUACUGGGUGGGAAUCAAGAUGUAUGAUCUGGUUGCAGGAAGUCAUUGCCUGAAGAGCAGUUACGUCCUCAGCAAAUCCAGAGCACUUGAGCAUUUCCCUAUGCUCCAGAAGGACAAGCUGGUAGGAGCCAUUGUCUACUAUGAUGGACAACACAACGACGCACGGAUGAACCUUGCCAUUGCCCUCACUGCUGCCAGGUAUGGGGCUGCCACUGCCAAUUACAUGGAGGUGGUGAGCCUGCUCAAGAAGAAAGACCCCGAAACUGGGAAGGAGCGUGUGAGCGGCGCGCGGUGCAAGGAUGUCCUCACAGGGCAGGAGUUUGACGUGAGAGCCAAAUGUGUCAUCAAUGCCACCGGCCCCUUCACAGACUCCGUGCGCAAAAUGGACGAUAACAGUGCUGCCCCCAUCUGCCAGCCCAGUGCGGGCGUCCACAUUGUGAUGCCCGGGUACUAUAGCCCUGAGAACAUGGGACUUCUUGACCCUGCAACCAGUGAUGGAAGAGUUAUUUUCUUCUUGCCUUGGGAGAAGAUGACAAUUGCUGGCACUACUGACACACCAACUGACAUCACACCACACCCUAUUCCUUCUGAAGAAGACAUCAACUUCAUCUUGAAUGAAGUACGGAACUACUUGAGCUGUGACGUUGAAGUGAGAAGAGGGGAUGUCCUGGCAGCAUGGAGCGGUAUUCGUCCCCUCGUUACCGAUCCCAACUCUGCAGACACACAAUCUAUCUCACGAAAUCAUGUUGUGGAUGUCAGUGAGAGUGGCCUAAUCACAAUAGCAGGAGGGAAAUGGACGACGUAUCGUUCUAUGGCAGAAGACACUGUGAAUGCAGCGAUCAAGAUUCACAACCUGAAAGCAGGGCCGAGUAGGACUGUUGGGCUGUUCCUUCAAGGAGGCAAAGAUUGGAGCCCCACACUCUACAUCAGGCUUGUCCAAGACUACGGGCUUGAGAGCGAGGUGGCACAGCAUCUCGCUACCACCUAUGGUGACAAGGCUUUCGAGGUGGCCAAAAUGGCAAGUGUGACUGGAAAACGAUGGCCUGUCGUUGGUGUGCGUCUUGUGUCAGAAUUUCCAUACAUUGAAGCAGAGGUGAAAUAUGGGAUUAAGGAAUAUGCCUGCACCGCAGUUGACAUGAUUUCACGUCGCACCCGCCUGGCAUUCCUCAAUGUCCAGGCUGCAGAGGAAGCCCUGCCCAGGAUUGUUGAAUUGAUGGCCAGAGAACUGAACUGGAGUGAACUGAAGAAACAGGAAGAACUUGAAACGGCCACAAAGUUUCUGUACUAUGAAAUGGGCUAUAAGUCUCGAACAGAACAACUCACAGAUCGUACUGAAAUUUGUCUGCUGCCUUCAGACAUUGAUAGGUACAAGAAACGAUUUCAUAAGUUUGAUGCAGAUGAAAAAGGCUUCAUUACUAUUGUUGAUGUUCAGCGUGUUCUAGAGAGUAUCAACAUACAGAUGGAUGAAAACACACUCCAUGAAAUUCUCAAUGAAGUCGAUUUGAACAAAAACGGACAAGUUGAGCUCAAUGAAUUUCUGCAGCUGAUGAGUGCAAUUCAGAAAGGAAGGGUGUCUGGAAGCCGCCUUGCCAUCCUGAUGAAAACUGCUGAGGAGAACUUGGACCGCAGAGUUCCGAUUCCUGUGGAUCGUAGCUGUGGAGGAUUGUGAGUCUGACCAGUAUAUCCACAGCUGGCACUAUGUUCCGACCAGAGAUGACUUAAACCACUCUAAAAUAGUGCCUAUGAUAGCUGCAUUUUUUUUUAAUAAACAAAAAAACAAAACAAAACGCAAAAAAGCCCUGGAAAACAUUCCAAAACUUUUAAGAGGUUGGUGUAUUUGCCAGCUUAAUUUGCCAAUCCUGUAUUUGUAUUUGUCAUUCAGUCUAGCUUCUGAAAAGUGUUAUUCUCAUUUUUAGCGCACAUCGAUUUUAAUGUUUUGUAUCCAUUCUGUAACCCACUCUGCCUUUCCAUUCAUGCAUUUGAAUCGGUUUCAGAGGCGGACUCUGAACAGAUUGGAAAGAAGCUAGGGAGAUUUUGUGAGCACCAGAGCUCUGGAGCUUGAGCUUAUAGUUCGCAUUUUAUUUUAUUUUUUUUUCCAGAAAAGCAUCUGACCUAUUGACACAAAAAAGAGAGGUCCGGAGACUUCUCAGCCCUUGCUACCUACCCCCUCCCUAAUAAUACUGCUCCCUUUUCUGUCUAGAGCAACUCUAGUUCAUCCGGAGAGGGAAGACAAAAGUUUAGAUCUGGUUGAGAUUUGGUUACAUUUCUAAAAGAGAAACUCUGAAAGCUUCCAGAAUCGCAGGAGUAAGAUAAAGACAGCACUGACAUUUGCCGGGAGGUACAGUGAUAGUUGCUUCUCAGCAGUUCAUUUUUUUUCCCCCAGGCACUGCUGGCUUUCUUUGACUAUUAUAGUUGCCAGAAAAAUCCUUGCUUUUUUUACUUUAAAACCAGCAUUUGAGUGGCAAGUUGGAUAUAAUGGGAUGGGACCAAAUCUUUCCAUUCCCCAUGGGAGGAAUGAUAUAACACAAUUUUCAAUCCCACAAGUCCUGGAUCUUGCGGUGUUGUCAUGCCUGCCCUUGUUGGGGUGUGCAGCAGUAGUGCUAUUUGCAAAAAGGUAACAAUAAAAAGAAAUUGGACAGACUUUUGUUAACCUUAAUUAUAACAUUAGAAUAAGGUAGGCCACUUUACUAUCCGAAAUCAGUUUGUUUGCCAAAAGCCUUUCUCUCUAAGUACCCAAUGGGAAAUUUUCAUUCUACCAAAAAUAAAUCAAAGAAAGACACCAGA